UUGGCCAAUUGACUGUGAUUGUUAUGAUGAAUAAAGAAUGGCGGACGUUGACAUAUUGCGAUACUUGUUCACAUUUUUACUUCUAAACGCUUGCCAUGCAGGACUUCCAGGUAUUGACAAUCUGGAGCAAGGGGUGCCCAGUACUCAAGCAGACAAUCAUGUCAGAGAUGACCUACUCGCAAUUGAUAAAAAGAUGAUGGUACAGCACCCCAGAAGAAGGAAGUUUCAGAAAAGGUACAAAUGCCAUCAAUGCGAGUCGCCGGACUGCGGCGACGCGACUGUCGCGCAACAAGUGUGCGGCUCUGCGCUGUACUGCUUCAAGUCGACUGUGCGCGCGUCCGACGGCGCUCUGCGACACUCGCGGGGUUGCUCCACGCACCGCGACCACUACCAGUUCACAUGUCGCACUAACCAGUCCUCGCAGCGUCCGCGCAAGCGCCACGCAGGGCAGCUGAAUAUAACCUGCUGCCAAGGCGACAUGUGCAAUGACGGUGGCUUCCCGUCGCUGUCGCCGUCGGACAUGGCUGUCGAGCCGCUGACGGGCGGCGCCUGGAAGCUGUGGCUAAGCGUGGCCUUGUCGGUGCUCGCCGUCAGCGUCAUUGGCGCCAUGGCUAUACUGGUGCUGCGCAGGAGUCACCGGUUGCGAGUGUCGCGCGCCGCACAGAAACUGGGCGCGGAUUCCAGUUACUUCCCCUCAAUGUACAGCCCCCAGGUCACCAGUGCUUACUAUGAAGGUCUGGAAGGGUCACAAAACGGUGGCGGUCUCCACGCGGUGGCUGCUGGGGACUCCACGCUGCGGGAGUACUUGGAGUGCUCGGUCACCAGCGGCUCCGGCUCCGGUCUGCCUCUGAUGGUGCAGAGGACCCUCGCCAAGCAGGUCACCCUCAUCGAGAGGAUCGGCAAGGGCCGCUACGGCGAGGUGUGGCGCGGCUCGUGGUACGCGGACAGCGUGGCCGUGAAGAUCUUCUUCUCCCGCGACGAGGCGAGCUGGCGCCGCGAGACGGAGAUCUACAGCACCGUGCUGCUGCGCCACGACAACAUCCUCGCCUACAUCGGCAGCGACAUGACCAGCCGGAACAGCUGCACGCAGCUGUGGCUGAUCACGCACUUCCACCCGCUGGGCUCGCUGUACGAGCACCUGAGCCGGAGCACGCUGACGAGGCACCAGAUGAUGCUCAUCUGUCUGUCCAUCGUCAACGGCUUGCUGCACCUACACACGGACAUACACGGCACACAGGGUAAGCCGGCGAUAGCGCACCGGGACAUAAAGUCCAAGAACAUCCUCGUGAAGCUGAACGGCGAGUGCUGCAUAGCGGACCUGGGGCUGGCGGUGACGCGCCAGCACGUGGCCAGUAACCUCACGCAAAAUCCACGCCAGGGCACCAAGCGGUACAUGAGCCCCGAGGCGCUGGAUCAGAGCAUGAACGUGCGGUGCUUCGAGGCGUACCGCAAGUGCGACGUGUACGCUCUGGCGCUGGUGCUGUGGGAGGUGACCCGGCGAGUGGCGCCCGCACGCGAGCACCGCGCGCCGUUCAGCGAGCUGGCGCCCGCAGACCCCAGCUUCGACGACAUGCGCAAGAUCGUGUGCACCGACAACGCGCGCCCCGCGCCGCCCGCAGACCCGCACCCGACAAUGGUAGGCAUGGCCACCCUCAUGCGCGAGUGUUGGCAUCAGAACGCAUCGGUGCGUUUACCAGCGCUACGCAUCAAGAAGACACUCUUGAAGCUGGCCGCAAACGACAACGCAAUCAGAUUGAAUGAAGACAAUGAGGUUUAUGUGUGACAUUGUGCGUUUAACAGUGAAUUGAGUGGAAACAGUGAACUGAAUAGUUUUUAUUAAACAAAUUUAAAACGUUAAACAUACAACCUAUAGUACAACAGAAGCAUACAGUAAUCAAAACAAUAAACUCAAGAAUAUUUUUAUUCCACUACAAGUUAGCCCUUGACUGCAAUCUCACCUGGUGAUAAGUGAUGGUGCAGUUUAAGACGGUUAAAUUUUAAGAUAAUAAUUGCUAGACGAAGUAAACACGUUUAAUCUCAAAAUUAUUGU
Pararge aegeria (speckled wood butterfly) is the source of this 2050-nucleotide messenger RNA. RefSeq names its product activin receptor type-1 (gene sax). Lineage: Eukaryota; Metazoa; Arthropoda; Insecta; Lepidoptera; Nymphalidae. Gene Ontology annotation, cellular component: BMP receptor complex; plasma membrane. Gene Ontology annotation, molecular function: transforming growth factor beta receptor activity, type I; ATP binding; metal ion binding. The record is from RefSeq and is a predicted model, not a curated record. Gene Ontology annotation, biological process: dorsal/ventral pattern formation; BMP signaling pathway; protein phosphorylation. The transcript has 12 exons. Bases 38 to 1783 code for a protein of 581 amino acids.